UGAACACAAGUAUUUGUAAUAGAAAGCAUUUAAAUAAUUUCCGUAUUUGAUUUAAAUAAAUACGCUUAUGUUCAAAAUGGAGGUUUACUUGAAAUCUAUAUGUUUUAUACUUCUUACAGCAAAGGUCAUUUGCAACAUUGUAUAUGAGGGUGAUCCUGCAGUUUUGGUUUGCACUAUUGCGAGUGACGCCUAUCCUAGCUGGAACGGUCCCCCACACAUAAGUGGACGUUCAACAUUGUACAAUUAUGAGGCCAGUCAGCACUUUAAUCCUGCUCUAAUCGAUAACAAACUGCUAAGGAUGAAAUGGGCGGAAAAUAAACGAGACUUAAACUUCACUUCGGUUCUUCAAGAGGACGAGGGAAACUACUCUUGCUCUGCCGCAUCUAUAGGAACCAUGUCAAUAACAGUAACAGUUGAAGGACGAAUAUUUUCGCGACCUGGCAAACAACCAAUACUGAUUUACAAUCACAACUAUACGAAUGAUGGUUCAGUUGUCCUUGUGUCUCCAAGUGGAAACAUCUUUCAAGCCAUAUGUCUAGAUGGCAAUUGCUAUAAUGACCAGUACUUAAAUUGUAGCCUGUCGUCAAGUGGAAACAUUUCAAAUGGAUCAUUUCAUAUCAUAUUGGAUACUUUUUGGCAUGGUCAGGAAGGGGAGUACCAGUUCGAAAGCGCAGGGAGUGUUUUAAAAACAAUAACUGUAUUUUUACUCGGCGUUCCAGAAACACCAACAAUCAGCAUAUCGCCCACCAAAGACGCUUACAUUGAGGGCAAUACCCUUACAUUCAUGUGUGCGAGUAAUUCGACGACACUUCCUGUAAGCCAUAACCUUCUUUUAAACUACACUUGGAUAAUAAAUAACAAUAUUUACUCAAACAGUUCAAGACUUUCUCAUUCACAACGAGGGGAAUACCUAACAAUUCAAGGGAUUUCUGGAGCUGAUGCGCUAUUGGAAAUAAAAUGUUCUGCCGUGGAGAAUAUCGCACAGGGAUUUACAUCCAACAAAAGUAAUGCCGCACAAUUUAAUGUUAUAUAUGGUCCAAAUGCCUCAGUCAUAAGCGAAAAUACACCGUAUGUCGUCACUGAAGGAGAAGAAAUGGAUCAAAUCAUAUGCACGUCUGUUUGCUGGCCUGGAUGCACACAAUUUUGGAAAAACGACACAGAUAAUACCACUACGGCAAUGUCCGGAAUUAUUUCUUUAGGGACGAUUGCACGAUAUCAUUCUGGAAAUUAUACUUGUGUUUCGAGAAAUAUAAGACCUGAGUAUCUAAAAGAAAGUAGUUCUACAAUUAGCUUUGUGGUUCAAUACUCACCAGAUGUGUUAAUUAAAACAGUAAACACUACUUCGACGGAGUCAGGUAUUUUCCUUCGAUGUUCUGCCAAAGGCGUGCCCAACAAAUAUAUAUACUAUGACUGGGUUCAGCACUGGCCUGGGUAUGGUGUUGUAGCCAUUCAUCCCCCAAAUGGAGAUUCAUUUAAGCUUGAUAGUGUAUCAUACCAAUAUUCUGGGAUUUGGUACUGCUCAGUGAGCAAUGGCAUUGUAGAUUACGUCACACAGAAUAUCAAGAAAAAUGCCUCUGUGGAAAUUUUGAUAAAAGAUGCGCCAGUGCUUGUCAAACCCAAUCUACCCAGUGGAAGCAUUCAUAAUAUUAAAGUGGCCGAAAGCGAUAGAGAGAUCUUGAUUGAAGUACAUAUCUACUCCAAUUCUGGUCCCGUGAGGAUACAUGUAUAUCCACUAGAAAAUGGCAUAAGAACUAAGGAUGAGUUUGAAGUAAUAGGUUUGUAUCAAGCUGAGAUACUUCUGCCUGUGUUUGAACAUUACAUUUCGACACAAGGUACAAUAGCAAAUGUAUCGUUGGAAGUCAACGGAAAUGCGAAAUCAUCUCGUUACGUGAUGAUGAUAAAGAACGACUUUAAAGAGACACUGUUGACAGUAGAGCUGACAAAAGACCUGCCAACCGAACAGACGUAUUUAGUCGGGGCUAUUGUUGGUAGUGUUGUUGGUGGGGCCGCACUUUGCCUUUUAGUAGUUUUACUUGUGAAUUGUAUGAGGUCUACAAGAAUAUCAAAGAACCUAGCGCAAGCAACUGGUUCUCAAAGCAAAGAAACGGACAGACAUUCAUCAGAAUUAGCAGCAAAAUAUGAAAUGGAUAACAUUCAGGAAUACCUUGACAUACAAGAGAGUAUUGAUCAAGGCAGUGACUUAGCCGCCCAUUAUGAAACUUUGGAAACUAACAAGACGUCUCACGGCAAUGCGUACGAAGAUUUGAUACAAAAGCAGGAGACUUGACACAAUCCAAGACGCUUAAACCGUGUAUGUUACGAGAGAAAAAUGUGUGAGAAAGAAACAAAAAAUGGAUGAAACUUACAUAAUUGAUGCAACAGUGCCCAUAUAAUAGUGAAUGCCGUAAAGACACCAUAAACUUACAGUUGCAUGAAACGACAGUACUAUACCAACGUCUUAUUAUUUAAAUGUAGCUUAAACCAAAAGUACGAAAACGAAGCUGUGUUGGUUGCAGUCGAGUUAAAUAAAUUAAACAAUAUAAAGUACAGAGACUAGUCAAACUGAGAUCAGGACGAGAAGAUUUUCCAAAAUAAAAACAAAUAAUGGCUCCUACUCAGAAAAUAAACUCAAGCGUUUCAGAUUAUACCUUUGCAGGGCCAUAUGUUUCACAGAUCACUCAUCAUUAAAUGUGUUUGUCCAUAAAGGGGGUUCGGGUAAGAACUUUACACUUAUCACAUGGAAUUCACGACUUUUAACUGUACCGCGUGAAAGAUCACAAGGUGUGAAUGUGAUCUGUGAAAAUAUGGUCCGAUAGAGCUCCUUGUUUUCAGGGAAUCUUUAAUAUAAUUUCUCCAUUUCAUGUUGUUAAAAAUUGUGCAAAUGAUGUUGUCGAUUUUCGACGUGAACAUAUAGUGUUAUUAAUGAAAAGGCUUUUUCUUCCAUUUGUUAUAAACCUUACUGUUCACUAAGAAACAAAUAUAAUAGAAUACGAGUGUUGUAAAUAACCAACAUUUGAACAAUGCGAUUCAGAUUUAAAAACGCACGUGUUUGGUAAACUUGCGCAUUAAUAUUGAAAUGUGACGAAUGCGAUUUCAUGUGUAAAGCGUGUAAAGUUAUUCUGAAACCCGCCAAUUUCAUUUCGGAAAUGCCACAGUAUAGGAUUGUAUAGGAGUGUAUAGCGUUUCGUCAAACAUUGGAACAAAUUACAGAACGUAAAGAGGAAAUGUCAAUUGAUGACUUAGGACAACAGGCAAUGUACGCAAAAGGACAAAAUACGCAGCUUCGCUGGACGUUCGCCAUUAUAUUCGAAUACCUAAAAAAUUGUA
This is a messenger RNA of Mya arenaria, 3327 nucleotides long. RefSeq lists its product as uncharacterized. The coding region runs from base 68 to 2287 and encodes 739 amino acids. Lineage: Eukaryota; Metazoa; Mollusca; Bivalvia; Myida; Myidae. The record is from RefSeq and is a predicted model, not a curated record. The transcript is spliced from 10 exons.